CUGUAUAGCUCUAAACACUGGAAUAAGGAAGGGCUGAUGACUUUUAGAAGAUGAAGGUAAGUAGAAACCAUUGAUGGGACUGAGAAACCAGAGUUAAAACCUCUUGGGAGCUUCUGAGGACUCAGCUGGAACCAACGGGCACAGUUGGCAACACCAUCAUGACAUCACAACCUGUUCCCAGCGAGACCAUCAUAAUGCUCCCAUCAAAUGUCAUCAACUUCUCCCAAGCAGAGAAACCCGAACCCACCAACCAGGGGCAGGAUAGCCUGAAGAAACAUCUACACGCAGAAGUCAAAGUUAUUGGGACUAUCCAGAUCUUAUGUGGCAUGAUGGUGCUGAGCUUGGGGAUCAUUUUGGCAUCUGCUUCCUUCUCUCCAAAUUUUACCCAAGUGACUUCUACGCUGUUGAACUCUGCUUACCCAUUCAUAGGACCCUUUUUUUUUAUCAUCUCUGGCUCUCUAUCAAUUGCCACAGAGAAAAGGUUAACCAAGCUUUUGGUGCAUAGCAGCCUGGUUGGAAGCAUUCUGAGUGCUCUGUCUGCCCUGGUGGGUUUCAUUAUCCUGUCUGUCAAACUGGCCGCCUUAAAUCCUGCCUCACUGCAGUGUGAGUUGGACAAAAAUAAUAUACCAACCAGAAGUUAUGUUUCUUACUAUUAUCAUGAUUCACUUUAUACCACGGACUGCUAUACAGCCAAAGCCAGUCUGGCUGGAACUCUCUCUCUGAUGCUGAUUUGCACUCUGCUGGAAUUCUGCCUAGCUGUGCUCACUGCUGUGCUGCGGUGGAAACAGGCUUACUCUGACUUCCCUGGGAGUGUACUUUUCCUGCCUCACAGUUACAUCAAUAAUUCUGGCAUGUCCUCAAAGAUGACUCAUGACCCUGGAUAUGAAGAACUAUUGACUUCUUAAGAAAAAAGGGAGAAAUAUUAAUCAGAAAGUUGAUUCUUAUGAUAAUAUGGAAAAGUUAACCAUUAUAAAAAAGCAAAGCUUGAGUUUCCUAAAUGUAAGCUUUUAAAGUAAUGAACAUUAAAAAAAAACAUUAUUUCACUGUCAUUUAAGAUAUAUGUUCAUUGGGGAUCUCUUGAUUUGCCUGACAUUGACUUCAGCAAAAGCACAGGGCUGUAAAUUACCAUUUACUAGACUAGCCAAAUAGUCUGAAUUUCCAGAAAACUAGGCAGAAUGAUCAUUCCCAGAAACAUUUCCUAGAAAAUGUUUCCCAGAAAACUAGGCAGAAUGAUCAUUCAAUGGAUCACAGUGAAGCAAAGGACACAACUUUUUAUUGUACCCCUUAAUUGUCAACAGGAGUUAACUGAUUUGUUGUGGUGCUCAGACUCUUUUAUACAAGUGCUAGUGUUUUAUCCUAUGUAUUUUAACUCAUUAGUGCAUAAAGGCAAGCCCCAUAUGAUGAAGUCUCAGGGUAUAUGAAAGUAGCUGGCUUCAAAAUAAAAUCUUUGAGUGCA
Molecule: messenger RNA, 1456 nt
Organism: Symphalangus syndactylus (siamang)
Lineage: Eukaryota; Metazoa; Chordata; Mammalia; Primates; Hylobatidae
Product: membrane-spanning 4-domains subfamily A member 6A
Biological process (GO): cell surface receptor signaling pathway
Cellular component (GO): plasma membrane; trans-Golgi network
Source: RefSeq, a predicted model, not a curated record